This is a messenger RNA of Tachysurus fulvidraco (yellow catfish), 3411 nucleotides long. RefSeq names its product ferric-chelate reductase 1b (gene frrs1b). The transcript is spliced from 16 exons. The coding region runs from base 131 to 1954 and encodes 607 amino acids. The record is from RefSeq and is a predicted model, not a curated record. Gene Ontology annotation, molecular function: oxidoreductase activity, acting on metal ions. NCBI's taxonomy places the organism in Eukaryota, Metazoa, Chordata, Actinopteri, Siluriformes, Bagridae.
CACAUGCGCUUCCGUGUUAUGCUCCGCCUCUUCGUGCUGCUCUAAGCCAAUCCGAUCACUCCUUGUUACAACUCUUCAAGUUCAGGACAAACGGCACGUUUUACGCAACUCCAUUCACCAGCGUGGAAUAAUGGAGAUCUCUGUGAAGAUGAAGGCGCUGUUGUUCCUGUUUGCUGUGUGUAUAAAGUCUGUCACUAGCUACAGCAAUGGAAAAGUCAAAGAAGCUUGUCAGGACAUGAUGCCUGGUCAUCAUCAUCAUAGCCCCAGUCCUACAUCCUCACCGUACACCAUCACUGUGGAUAAGUCUAUAUUUCGUCCUGGAGAUCAAAUUAAAGUGACUUUAUCAUUACUGUCUUCAGAGAAUAGUUUGCACUUUGAAGGCUUUCUUAUAGAAGCUCGAGAUGCUGCAAAACUUGACGGUGGAUCUGUUGGAACUUUUACUCUUGUUGACUCGUCCAUCUCACAGCUACUUUCAUGUCACCAUAGAGAGGGCUCUGCUGUGAGUCACACCAAUGAUCACCAUAAGACAGAGGUUCAGGUUAUCUGGACCGCACCACAGGAUGCCCCAUCUAGUGUCCAGUUUCUAGCAAGUGUGGUUCAGAAAUACGAGUUGUUCUGGGUGAAGAUUCCAAGUCCUGUAUUGUCUCGAAAUGGUGCACCUCCUACAUCAUUAUCUCCUCAGGCCACCAGCUCUUCCGUGCAAUUGCCCCAUCUGUUCACUUCAGAAGGCUGUGGAGAUACAAAGACUUGCCUGCGAGAUCCAGAAGGCUGCAAUCCUGAAAUUGAUGCACUCUGUUACUUCCUGUCCUUCACUAAAAUGGAGCAGGGGGUAAAGUUUGAGCUCAGCGGGCCAGCCGCGGGUUACGUCUCCUUCGCCUUAUCAACAGAUCAAUGGAUGGGGAAUGAUGAUGUCUACCUGUGUGUCAGUGACACCGGCCGUGUCAGCAUCAGUGCUGCUUAUGUUGAGGGAAGGACACAUCCAGUGACUGCUUCAGAGAAUGUUUUGAGAGAGACAGCAUGGCAGCUGGCUAAUGGGGUCAUUCAGUGCAGUUUUUACAGAAACAUCCACAUCACCACCCCUAACCAAGACAGAUUUGCCCUGGAUCAGAUGUACUACCUGUUCAUGGCUCAUGGACGAGCAGAGAACGGGAGAACUCAUAGACAUGACCGACAGCCCCUUAUAUCAGCAAAGAAAGUACUUAUCACUGGUCCUCCAGAGGAUCUGACCGGCUCUCGUGCUCCCUUACUCAUCAAAUUCCAUGCUGCGUUCAUGCUCGUUGGCUGGAUGAUGACCGUCAGCACUGGAGUAAUUAUAGCCAGAUACUUUAAACCUGACUGGCCUGAAACAACUGUAUUUGGACAGAGAGUAUGGUUUCAGUUUCACAGAGGUCUUAUGUUGCUCACAGUGCUUCUGACAUGCAUCGGCUUCAUAAUGCCUUUUAUAUACAGAAGAGGCUGGAGCAAGCGCGCCGGCUCACACCCUUACUUCGGCUGUACUGUCAUGGCUCUGGCUGUUAUCCAACCUAUCAUGGCUCUGUUAAGACCUGCUCCAGAUUCCUCCAGGAGAUAUAUUUUUAACUGGCUCCACUUGGGCACAGGAACUGCAGCCCAGGUGCUCGCUGUCGUGGCUAUCUUCUUGGGCAUCCAUCAGCAGGCUUUGCUACUCCCUGCCCCCUGGACCACAGGACUCCUGUCUGCCUGUGUGGUCUGGUUUGUGUUGGCAGACCUGGCACUAGAGGUGCAUAGGAGGGGGCUUUUACCUAUAGGAAACAUUUUCAGAAACUUUCAGGUCUACACAGAAAAUCUCCAAACAGAAGACAAAGAAGGGAUUCUGUUUGUUCAGACUGAGAAUGAGAGCAAGGGAUCUUCUUUUAAAAAGAUUGUUUUGGCAGUCUACCUUUGUGGAAACCUUUGUUUUCUGGCUUUUCUUCUGGCCGCCAUCAGUGAAGUAUGAUGGAAUAGAAUUACAAACAAUGUGCCUUUCUGAAGUCUGCUGUUGUGCUCAGUUACUGUUUAAGAAGCUGAAGAGGCCUUAUGUGAGCUUGUUCUUACUGUGAUUCACACUGUGAUAACUUGAUCAACCCUUUUAAAGCAACAUUCCAACAGAACUCCGUUAUCCAAGUAAACUGGAUGCUUAUGUGCCAAGAAUUUAAUACACAGUUUAGAUAUCGUCACGAGGCAAAAAGAACAGAACAUCACAUUAUUUUUAUUGUAGUUUUAGUUUUAUUUUAUUUGAUAGUUUUUGUGCUUGAAUCUGAACUGUCAAGAUGCAAAGGUUUUAGCUGGAAUGAUUACUGACUGAUCUGUAUGCAGAACAUCCAAACAGAAAUGUGUUGAAUGUGCUGAAGGAACAGAGAGUGAAGCUCAACAUCCAUCCUGCUUAUUAUGAUUUUAUUCAAUCUCAAGUUUUAUAUAGGUGUCUGAAGUACUUGGUAAUGAAUACAUGCAUAUUUAUAUGAAAUUAAAGGUAUUCUUAAAAACUAAAUACUAAUUGUUGCAUUUGUAAAUUAGGAGAAAUUUUUUUUGUAUUUUAUGUACCACGUUUCAUGCUACUUUAAAAAGAACACUGCAGAAUCAAAUAUAUUAGAAUAAUUCAGAUGUUGUAUAUGUUUGCAUUGAAUGAAAGCAUGUAAUGUUAUGAUGUAUUAUUGAAUUUAUAUCAAAUGGACACUGGUGCAUCUAAGUUGGGGUCACUGAAUUUGUAAUGUGAUUCUGUUAAAUGCAAACAAAAUAUAUAAUCCAUUUUAUAAUUACAUCCAAAUAUAGAAAAUGGAUGCAGUUGAUUUAAUGAUAAUGAAAUUGUUAGAUUAUUACAUUUAAUUCAGGUUAGAGUUCCUUAAUUGUCUUGUCUGAAAAGAUGCCAUGUUAAUCAAAAUUGUCUUUUACACUCUAUUAUUGUGUUGCAUGGUAAUGGUUUUUAGGUAAAAACAAUCCAAUAUUCUUGCUAUAGUUUACAAGGUUUGCCCAUAAUCUAAGCUGCACACUGGCAAUAUCUGUUCAGAAUUCAAGCAACUUUCUAACUGCUACUGAAUCAAUCAUUCAAUGGAUUAAUCUACAUUUACCGCAUUUGGCAAACGGCCUUAUCUAAAGCAGCUUUUAAUUCAAUUUAAUUUUAUUUCAUCCCCCUAUUUCUCAUUUUAUACAUCUGAGAAAUUAAGGGUUAAGGGCCUCACUCAGGUUGCCAAAGUUAGCAGCUUAGUGGACCUGGAAUUUGAACUUUCUGAUCAGUAGUCCUAUACCUUAACCAUAUGGCUACAUAAUCCUCCAUAAGCUUUGCAAUCAUAUUCACUGUGAUAAUCAAGAUUUUACUGUGACUGUCUUAUAAAUUUUGUCUACAAAUCUUCUAUAACGAUGCAUUUUGUGUGUGCACAGAUGAUGUAAUUUAUGUACAAAUUAAAAGGAAUCCACCCA